CGCCACGUCGUGCUAUGUGUUGCAAUUCGAUUGUUGAGAACCGUGUCGCAUGCCGUGUCGUGCUGCUGAUUAUGUGACGCGUGUGCGCGCGAUGUCGCAAUUUUUGUGUGUAUAACGUCGGAGAACGCGUCGUUGGUGUGGCUGUCACUGUCCAGCCAGUCGGGAGAAACUUCUUCAAAGGAGCGCGAUUAAGCGAGGAGACGUUUGUCAUGCGUGCUAUUUUUUUCUAUUCAGCGAUAAAAUAUAUAAUAUCGUGGCCGUCUCCGUCGGCAUCCGCAGACUCACCUGUUACGUAAUGCCGCUCUUUACGCACGUCUCGAGAAGAAGGAUGUGAAUACGCGCGCGUACGGCUUUCGCGCGAGGUAUUCCGCGGGAAAUAUUUCGACGUACGGGAAGAUCUUCCGGUGAAACGGUGAUGGAGCAAGAUCACAAUUUAACGGAGGAGAAGAAGAAAACGAGCAACAACACUGCCGAGCCGAGAGAAUCGGAGAAUCGGCAAAAUCUCGACAAGCAGCAGGCUGAUGCUGCUGCUGCUGCUGCUGCGAAGAAGAAGAAGAAGAAGAAGAAGGAGGAGGAGGAUCUGAAGCUUCGCCAGAGUUCCAGCGACAUGCCGGAGCUUAAGGAUGAUCACGGGUUGCAGGAGGACGAGACAAUCAGUCUGGACCUGAGCGAACCCCCGCCGGAAGUCAUGGAGUACGCGAGGAGGGAAGUUGGGGAAACCGAUGAGGUCAAGUGUCAGACACUUCAGGAGUUUCGCGACAUGAUUUAUGAAAAAGGCGAAUGUCUGCCGCACAGGAUGGAAGACGAUUUUCUCCUGAGAUUCCUUCGUGCCAGAAACUUCAAUUUGAGAGCCGCGCACAGACUGAUAGUGAAUUACUACAACUUCAAAGAGAACCACCCGGAGAUACAUCAGAAUAUGAGUAUGAAGGAGAUGAAGUACAUAGGCGACGACGACGUCAUCACGGUACCGAUCUACAGGACUCAGUGCAGAAGACGCAUGCUUAUUUACCGCAUGGGCAAUUGGGACCCGCGCAAAUAUCCCGUCGAGGAUGUCUUCAAGGCCACGGUCAUCUUGCUCGAGCUGGGCGUCCUCGAGCCGAUCGCGCAGAUUAUGGGCGGUAUUGUGAUUUUCGAUCUCAAGGACAUCACUAUGGCGCACGCGUGGGCCGUGACGCCUCAGGUGGCGAGCAUGAUGCUAGCUCUGAUGGUGACCUCGUUCCCCAUCAAGACACACGCGAUACACAUUCUGCACCAGUCGUGGAUCUUUGACGCGAUCUUCGUGGUCUUCAAGCCGCUGCUCGACACCAACAUGCGUAACAGGAUACAUUUCCACGGCAACAACUACGAGAGUCUCCACAAAUACAUCUCGCCCGAGUACCUGCCAAAGAGAUACGGCGGCACGAGGGACGAGAUCCCCUACUACAAGUGGAUCGAAUCCUUGGUGAAGGAUACGAAGAUCGUCGAGGAGAUGAGCAAGGUGGGCUACGUCGACACGAAUGAGGUUCUCGAGUGCUUCAACAUCGUCAAGUGACGUCAGCCCCCUCCCCCCGCCCCCCCCGCUCGGUACUGGGUUGUUCGAGGGUAAGAGGGGUAUCCAGGUUUUUUCGCAGGAAAUUUCAUAUAAUCGCGUAAUUAUUACGCAGAAACGCGCGCGCGCGAGAUAUUGAUCGUCCGGAUCCGGCGAGCGCGACGACGACGACGACGACGACGACGAUGGUGUCGACGCGUGUCCGUACAAUCGAUAUCUCGUAAUUCCGUAAUCUUUCGCACGCCAUCACGAUGACUAUUAACCCGCAUAUUUUUAUUACCGCUUUGCCGACGUUCGCGCGUUUCUGCAAUGUGUCUGUAUCAUAUGUUAACGAACAACGGACACGUUGUUUGUAAAACGACGCCGAAUCGUCACGAAUGUUUAUAAAUGCUGUCAAUAAAUGAAGAAACGACACAUA
This is a messenger RNA of Harpegnathos saltator (Jerdon's jumping ant), 1946 nucleotides long. Its product is annotated as alpha-tocopherol transfer protein. Bases 416 to 1531 code for a protein of 371 amino acids. The record is from RefSeq and is a predicted model, not a curated record. The transcript has 5 exons. Gene Ontology annotation, cellular component: membrane. Gene Ontology annotation, molecular function: phosphatidylinositol bisphosphate binding. NCBI's taxonomy places the organism in Eukaryota, Metazoa, Arthropoda, Insecta, Hymenoptera, Formicidae.